Vicia faba (fava bean) is the source of this 363-nucleotide messenger RNA. Lineage: Eukaryota; Viridiplantae; Streptophyta; Magnoliopsida; Fabales; Fabaceae. The record is from the annotation of a GenBank genome assembly.
AUGGAUGUCUUGCUAUGCUUCCAGUUCCAUCCGAGUCAAGGAAUUUCCUCAAGGAAGGUUAGUUUGGCGUUGAGGUCACAUGGUGUAUCAAGCAAGGGACCAGAUAAUCAUGACAAGGAAGCCCCACAAAAUAACCAAGUUAGUCAUCAUAUCAAAAAGCAGUUCAUGCAUAUCACAAAGGCUAGAGUCGUUCAAACAAAAUUGAACAUAAAACAAGCAAUACAUCAUUCCAAGGCAGCAAAAGUUACUCAUGAACUCAGGGCUUCUGUUCACAAUCAAUGCAGAAAGGAAGGUUUGAGCUUGUUGCAAACGGACGAAGGCGAGAUUUCUAGACGAUGGAACGAAGAGAGUGAGACAAAGUGA